UUCUAAUCAAUUAAUAAACUGCCAGAUGCAUCUAUGUAGGCACAGGGGGCUGCCCUCCUGGGUCUGUUUGCAGGAUUGGCACCUAAAGAUUCCCUGUAUGACCUUCUCUGUCUUUUCAACCUGUUUACUUGUAUCUCACCCAGCGUAGGGCCGGCACUUGAUAAAUAAACAAUAAAACUGGCCCUGCGUGUCUAGCAGGAAGUCCCAUAGAAACGGGUCCCACAGGGAAAAAGUGUGCAGUGUUGAAGUUGCACAGAGGGGUCCGAUGCAGUGCUCCUUGGUUUCUGUACAAGCAGGGGGGAGAGGAAGGCUGUGGUGCCUGUGGGAAAGGCGCCGAUCUGGGACUCAGUUGGAUUCUUGGCCCUGGCACAGACUUCCUGUGUGCACCUGGGCAAGUCCCUUAGACUCCUUGCACCUGGAUUGCCCAUCCACUCAAGGGGAUAAUGCUGCCCAUCUCCCACCAUGUACCUACCUGCCUUGUCUAGCCCUGAUCUUGCAAAUGACUCAUGGGCCUCCAGGGGGGUUAGUGGAGGGCCCUGGGUCGCUGAACCUAUGGCAGGACGGGGUGUUAGGGCUUUGUGGGCAGGGGCUGUGCGCCGCAGCCCGAAGCACUCUUCCCUGGGCCUGGCAUAAGUAAGUGGUGGGGGUGGGGCCGUUGUAUCUGGCUCCACAUAUGUGCAGCGUCCAGCACCACCCGAUCUGGCCGGGGCCUCUAGGUGCUACAAGGCCGGCUGCCCACAGUCCAGGAGGGGAGAGGGAGACCCUGGCAGGGCUGGCUCCAGCGGCUGGGGGUCACCGCCCCAGAGGGGCCAUGGCCUCCGCAGUGCCCUGCCAGGAGGAGCAGCCAAACGAAGCCACGGGAGGCCGAGGCGCCAAGCGAGCCCGGAGCCGCCAACCCCGCCGGGCUCAGGGCACUGCUGGAGAUCGCUGCGAGGCAAGGAAGGUGAAAAACCAGCCGCCCCCCGAGUGCAGGGAAAGAGCCGCCGGUGCAAAGCCAGCGCCCGCCUGCCCCGAGGGGAACGGGGGCGGGGAGGAUUGUGCUGAGCCGCGCGCGGGGGGGUCCCGGCUGCCGCCUCGCUUCUUCUUUUUGUGUGUGCAAGAGUCCGAGCAGCAAAUCUCUGUUUCCUCCUCUUGUUUUGCGCGGUGCAAUGUAGGGAUUUCCUCUCCCCUCCCCCAGCCCGCUCGGCUCGUGCAGCUGCGGCAAGGACGUUACUUUGUCUGGAUCCCAGCAGCUCCUGCCCGCUCCGAGUGCGAGGGCGCCAGCUCCGGGCCUGGGGAGCGGAGGGCAUGUAGCCGGGGCCAUGCACGCAGCAGCCUCCCUAUUUGCAUUGGCAAAGGCAGAGGAGCAGGAAGAAAAGGGAGUUCCGUUUGUCCAGGCAGCGGGCGAGGCAGGGCCCAGGAGCCGGCGGCUCCGCUUCUCUCCCGGGGCAGGGGGACCAUGCGACUCGGCACUAGAAAAUCCAGAGCCCGUCAGGCAGGUCGGGGACCCUGGCACAGGAGCAAAAUCAUAAAAUAAUUGCAACCGCAGCUGGCCCCAGAACGCAGCGUCCAGCUCCGCCGUGGAAAAAUCCGGGAUCCUACACAACCCCCCCAACAGCAGCAGUUUCCGCUUUCGGGAGAGCAAGAGGACGCGUUAAAGCAACAGACCCCCACAUUACCCCGCAUCCGAGGCGUGUUCCAGCGGCCCGCGCUGCAAACUGGCUUCGGGGUCUCCGGGGGCCCCGGUCUCUGCCCUGCUCUGGAUUCGGGCUUAUCCCGCAGCUCCGGCCCGGGAGGCGGCGGCCUGGCGGUAGGUGCUUGGGCUUGUUUGCCUUUUUCAGUCUUAUGUUUUUAAGUCUUUUCCCCUCUCUCCCUGCCCCCCUCAUUAAUUCCUCAGCGAAGGGAGCUUUAAUUCCAGAGGGAAACUGGCCCCCUCGCCCUAGUCUGUUCUGCAUCCCCCCCCCUCCUCCUGGUGCAAUUCGAGGAGCUUUCAUGGCAAUUCCAAUUCCCCCCCCCCCCAGGAGCACACAACAAAGGGGGUUAAACCCACUUCGCUUGCUCGGCCGCGUCCUCCCGUGUAGUCGGGGAGCGGAGCGGAGCGGAGUGUUGUUUACUAACUUUGUGUGCCGCCGGGCUGCAUAACUGCAGCCAGAGUCCGAUCCAUUGCAGCUCAGGGCCAGGCCGAGCCGCCACAUGGCUCUCGGUUCCAGCGUCUCACAAAUAAAUCGCUUCUGCUUUCAGAAAACCGCAACGGUUCAGCCGCCCAACGGGCCUGGGCCCGACCUAACCUUUGUCUUUAGAACGUAGUUGCCAGUCGGGGGGUGUUGUAGCCCUGCAGUGUGGCCUAGAGAGAGAGCCUCCUUUGCAAUGGGCAGGCUGGGCUUACAGCAAAACUCACCGCGGACAUUUUUUGUUAAGAGACGAGAGAAAUUUUUGUUCUUCUUCUGCAAAUAACAUUCCUGGCUCGGAUUUUUAAUUCUUCAUUUGAUUAUUUUUUUUAAUAAUUAUUUUCGUCUUUGUACUUUUAAAAGCCCAACAAGACUUUGCAAAAAUAAAUCGAUAGAACAAAAAUAGAUCGUGUCUCCAGGUUUCCUUUGCAAAUAGAUUUACAGCGAACAAGGAAAACACGAGGGAGGCACGGCUAGUGCUACGGAUUGUAUUUAAUGAUUGCAUCCGAAAACAGCCAGGACGGGUUAAACCCGGUGUCACACAAACACAGAUCUGAUACUGGACCUGUACAAUCUGCAGUUUAAAUGUAGCAAUCUUUGCACCGCUCUUUUGAAGCUCCAAAUGUACUGGCUAAAUAGCUGCUUUAUAGCCAAGGAAAAACACAGCUUUGCUUCUGGAAAGCGAAUUACACAUAAAUACAAUUAUCCACGCUUUUAACACAAUAUAACUUACCGUCCAGACGGAACUAACCUCACUUAGAAAAAGGAAGAAGUACAAUAGGAUGAUUCUGCUUUCCUGGGCGCCCUAAAAAUCCCGCCCCAACUCCCCAGUCUUUUGUUUCUGUUUUCUUGAAGGAAACUGAUCGCUGGAAUCUGUCACGAAACUUUAUAUAGAUGUCCUGUAAAUUCAGUGUAGAAAGUAUAUUUGUGCUAGUAAACAAUGGAUUUAUGGAACGAUUUUUAAUUAAAGUGAUCGACUUUUCUGUUAACAAAAGCGGUAGUGAAAGCUCCGGGUUCAGCUCACGGGAAGCGACUCCGGCUUGAUUCAUACACCCGCAGCCUCUUCCUCGAGCGGCGGCUGGUGCAUUUCGAGAAGGGUCGGUUAGACUCGGUAUUUUUAGCGUUUGUUUCUCCCCCGUUCUCCUCUUUUGUUCGGUGCAAUUCGGUUGCAAAGCGAGGGAAGGAGACUCGGUCCCGGGCUCGUUAAGAAACGCGCGGCAGGCUCGGGUCUCUGGGCCUUUGUUGUUGUUUUGGUUUGGGGUUUUUUUGGUGGUGGUUUGAAAUCCGAGAAAUGAGACAUGACAUUUUAGUGCGUUUAGAAAAGCACCGAGGGGCUGGGGGCUGGUGCCUCUGGACUAACGAACCCAAGGCGGGUCCCAGGCUGGCGGGGGGAACCCGAGCCCGGGCUCGCAGCCCCUUUGCG
Messenger RNA from Gopherus evgoodei (Goodes thornscrub tortoise), 3570 nucleotides. RefSeq lists its product as uncharacterized. Lineage: Eukaryota; Metazoa; Chordata; Testudines; Testudinidae. The transcript has 2 exons. The record is from RefSeq and is a predicted model, not a curated record. The coding region runs from base 674 to 1516 and encodes 280 amino acids.